Messenger RNA from Ahaetulla prasina, 2792 nucleotides. RefSeq names its product ferric-chelate reductase 1-like. The transcript has 11 exons. Gene Ontology annotation, molecular function: oxidoreductase activity, acting on metal ions. The record is from RefSeq and is a predicted model, not a curated record. The coding region runs from base 125 to 1069 and encodes 314 amino acids. NCBI's taxonomy places the organism in Eukaryota, Metazoa, Chordata, Lepidosauria, Squamata, Colubridae.
UUCUAUUCCAGCCCAUGUGACUGGCUGAGCUUUCCAGUUCCUCCUAAUUAUUCAUUGCAUCUUUUUCUGAGUCCUAUACAGGUUGCAAAGGUACCACAGCUGGUCAGAAUUGGGGAUUGUGAAGAUGGCGACACAUUCCUUCUUUGGGAUCAUUUUUUGUACAUUAUUUGUGUCCCAGAUCUUUGGAUAUCCAUACAACGAUAUUUCAAUAGCUUGUGACUCCAUGUUACCAGAUCAUGGAAGUUCCCCACAGACCUCAAGCCCACCUUAUGUCAUCUCCGUCGCUUUUGAGAGAUAUGACCCUGGAAAUGAAAUACAAGUGGUAUUAGAAGGAACGUCAUCAUCUGGAUUUAUAGCAUUUAUGAUACAAGCCCGAGAAAUUGAUGGAAAUGUUCCUGUUGGCACCUUUCGUAUUGUAGAUCCAAACACACAAGGUCUCCCAUGUGCCGAUAGAACGAAUUCUGCAGUAAGUCACAACAACCCCAUUAGAAAGCACAGGAUUAAAACAUUUUGGGUUGCUCCACAGGGCACUAAAAGAAUAAGGAUUAUGGGAACCUUUGUUCAGGAUUACGGUAACUACUGGGUUGGUAUUCAUAGCAAAACUCUUUCGCCCAGAGAUGUAGACACUAAUGAGUUUAUGGCAACCAAUCGCUCGAUGCUAACCAAUGAUUCCAUAGCAUCCAUAGUUUCUGAGAUCCUAGCUGGUUCUGACACGUUCAGUGACAAUGAUGAAGAUAUUGAUCUCAAUGUCCUUAUUGCCGAUUCUGAAGAGGAAUAUGUAUCCAAUGCAACUGUUGGUUCCCAAAAUCUUGACAGAAGAAAUACAGCAAGAAAAAGUAGGAGAAAGGGAAAAAUAUCCCAAUCAAAUACUGGAGCAUGUGUCAAAAAUCCACAAGAAUCAUCUCAGACCGAUGACAGCCAAUCAAAGGUUCUAGUCGUUAAACAAGGAAACAGCAAAGGCAGUGGGUGUAUUGGGGAUGGAGUUCCAAGUGUAUACAAUAAAUACGGUUGCAGAGAUAGGGAAGCUGACAGUAGUGAUCAACCAUCACAUGGCCAGAUGGAAAUUUGAAACAUAUCUGAAGCUGAAGAAAUUAUGCAAGUCAAGCCAUAAGAACAAUUUGUACGUAGCGGAAAGACUGAAAUAUCUUGCCAAAAACUACUUUCUUUUAUAUUGUUCUCUUGACAUAUUGUGCUAUUGAAUAAAAAUGUUAAUGUUGCAAUCCAAAACACUUACGGAAAACAAUCAAAAUAAUAUUCAUCUUACAAUGUUCUGAACUUUUCCCCUCAUAAACCCUCCAUGCUCUGAUAAAUUAAGCCCACUGUUUGACACCUGCUUUCUCAGUUUUUCUGACAUCAUAUUUACUCCACUGAACAUAGCAUACUUCCUGCUAAUUUGAGAGCUAAAUUGUGGUCAUAAUUUCAGUUACACUGAAAAAUGAGGCGCAGAUGCUUUAUAACUUGUUUAUAAAUAAUCUUGGUAUAGCGGAAGCAGUAGCUGAUCACUUUUAUAGAGGUAGUCCUCAAUUUAUGGCCACAAUGGACCUGGAAUUUUGAUGGUAAGGCCGGACAAUUGUAAGUCAAGGCACCACGUCACCAAGUUUGAUUUUAUCACUGCUUUUACAACAGUUGAAAAGCAAAUCGUUGUGGUCACUAAGUGAAUUGCAUGGUUGUUAAACAAAUCAUAUGAUUGUUAUGUGAAUUCAGCAAAACCAAUGGGUGUUUUUGGCUGGAAACUGGAAAAAAAAACACACAUCACAAAUUAUAUUCACCUAAUGCUGCAACCAGUUGUAAAUGAGAGGAUGAGUCAUAAGUAGCUUUUUAAAAUUCCAUUUUAACUUCAAAUGGUGGUUAAGCAACCAGUCAUAAUUCAAAGACUAUUAAAGAUGAGGUCAAACAGUACAGGUUGGUCUAAACUAAAAAUAAUAAAACAUUUUCAAUGUUUCAAAUUUUACUUGGUCUUGUGUCAUAAACCUAAGAAUCUAGCUGAUAGAGACAUUUUAGACCUAUACAGACAUUUUUAGUUAAAACUGAUCUUCCACAAUUAGAUUCCUUAAAAGAGCAAUUACUAGUCAUUCCUUUGGCUACAGAGAAGAUUAAAAAAACCAAUUUUGAAUACAAAUAAUGGUAAUUAGAUGGGUUUCCUAUGGAAUGGUAUAAAAUUUGCUCCUCUGCUUUGUCAGCUAUAUAACAUUUUUGAGAAAAGUAUUUUAUCUUCAUUUAUGAAGCAUAUAUCACAGUUUUAUCUAGAAGUUGUGACUUAUUGUCCUAUUUUCUUGAUUAUUGUAGAUAUUCAAAUUUUUAACUGCUAUUAUAGUCAAUAGCUUUCUAGUGUUUUCUUCUUCAGACAAGAAUGAUCCAGCUGGUUUGUCAAAACUAAAUAUAGUACAAUUAAUAUUUGGCUGACAGUGGAUUUAAUUGAACUGACAGAAAGCUCAAAGCUGCAAUUAUAAUUCUAUAAUUUUCAACUUAAUAUUUUUUUAGUUUUUUUUAAAUUACUUAUUUCUAUCCCAUCUCCUUAUGCUGGUCUAUGACCAUAAUAAAGAUUUGGUUGAUUGAUAAAUUGAAGUGGAAAUUUUUUUUGAUAAAAUUUAACUAUGGUAAAUGUGUGUUACCUUAAUUUGGAUUCCAGAAGAAUUUAUAAAAUGGGUCCAGAUUCUGUAUGGAGUGCCAAAUUUAAAGUGAGAGCUUCAUGCAACUUAUUAUUGUGUAAUGUCAGGGAUGUUUACUUUGUUCUUUGAUUUUUGCUAUUUGUUUAAAACUCUUAGCUUGUACUAUUAAACAAGAUAAAAAUA